UCGCCCUGCCAAGACGUUCAACGUCUCGCUGCCGCAACGCCUUUAGCCGACAUUUUAGCCAACGUCCCGAGCAAUACGCGAUUUACACACCCCCAUAUAGCCAAUAAUAACGAAUCAUAAACGUAACGAAACGUGCCCCCAAUAAAGUAUUGAAACAAGAAAUAUAUGUAUAUAUUUUAUUUUAUGCUUACUAUUGCUGCAAGCGCAAAGCGGAAGUACAUCGCGUGUGUGUGAAUUCGCGAGUGUGCACGUGUGCACGUGUGUGUGUCUCUGUUUGUCGGCCAGCAAUGAGUUUCGAUUUCAUUUCGCUUUGAACGCACAUAGAGAAUAGCAGCGCCCAGAAUACUGCACAUAUUACAUAGAGGGGACAGGCUAUCGGUCAACUGAUUACACGGGGCCAGCAACUCCGAAACUGCCCAAUGUCAGCCACAUCGGUUAGCCAGCACGUUAUCACCCAGCGACAACUGCGACACCUCUGAAGCUCUGAAUUUUAGUUUACUGCUCUGUGCCGGCAGUAAAUGGGUUAAAAUUAUGUACAUUAAUCGCCGAAUGAAUGUCGAAUCAGUUAGAGAGACUGCUGUUUUUUAUUGUGGUGAUUUCAGGUGCAUUAUGUACAGUAGAAGAUUACGUAAUAAUGUCACAGUGUGCACACAACAAAGCCAUACACCUAGCUGCGGAAGGAACAGUCUCAGUGACAGACACUUCACAGAUACAAAAUAUAACGAUAGUCGGCUUCCCGGAUUAUCUGAACAACGAAUUCAAAAUAGCACUGUACGCAAAAGAAACUCAAAGAUAUUUGUGUUUCAACGACAAUUGGAGAUUAGUUGGCAUGAGGGAGCUGCGAGAUACCUGCUAUUUCAACGAGACCAUCGUGCACGGUUAUUUCGUGUUCCGUUCCGUUGUCGAUCUGCAGCGACGUGUCGGGUUCACGCACCGAGGUAAGCCUGUGGGGCCCAAGAAGAGCGUCAACGAUGCCUGCUACAUGUUCAACAAGAUCGAGGCCGAGCAGUUUUUCCGCCAUCACCAUAACAAUGGCAACAGUGGCAACAACAAUGGCAAUGGCAGUGGCAGUGGCAGUGGCAGUGGCAGUGGCAACGGCAAUGGCAAUGGCAGCAACAACAGUCGCAAGCCCCCGCGCAACAACAAAAACAAUCGCCACAAAUCGAAUAACCAAAAUCAAAAGUUGCAACAGCAACAGGAGCAUCAUGGCCAUAAUAAUAAUAAUAAUAAUAAUAAUAACGUUAUUCUUAAUAAUAGUAAUACUAGUUUAAGUAGCACUAACAAAAAGCAACUAGCAAUAAACAGGCAGAGGCAGCAACAGCAACAGCAGCAGCAGCAACAUCAGGUGCGACAUCAUCACAAUGAUCCAUCGCUGCUGCUGCGACGACAGCAACACGAGAAGAAGCAGAAGCGGCGCAAGCAACAGAAGCAGCAGCAGCAACACCAACAACGAGUAUCAGCUAGUCCAACGAAUCCGAUGCCUGCAACACCCACAGCAGCACCAUCAGCAACAGCAACCUUUGCAGCCACCUCCCCGGCAACAGCAACACCAACGACAACGGCAGCAUUGAGCAGCAAGCGCAAGGGCCGGCGAAGAAAGGCCAAGGUCAGGCCAAAGUCGCAGCAGCAGCAGCAGCAACAGCAGCAGUUGCAGCUACUUGCCACGGCAGCAACAACGCCCUACACCGACGACACCCUGUACGGCAGCAGCAGUAGCAGCAGCAGCAGCAGCAGCAGCAGCACGGUUUUCGAAGACUUGGACAUCUACAAUAGCAGCAGCAGCAGCAGUGGGAGCAGCAGCAGCUUGGAGCCCUGGUCCACUUGGUCCACGAUCGAUAGCUUUAGCGGCAGCAGCACAACGGCAACAUCUGACGACAGUAUUAGCAGCAGCAGCAGCAGCAGCAACUACGACGCCUGGGCCACCUACAUCACCGAAAUGGAGGCAGAGGCAUCCGCCAUGACGCCCGAGAUGGGCGGCAACGACACCGAGCUGCUGCAGUACGAGGCCGAGUUGGUGGACGAUCCGGAGGCGGAGUCCACGGCGACAAUUGAAACCAAAGCAACAACAGUAACAUCAGCAACAUCAGCAACAUCAGCAACAUCAGCUACAUCAGCUACAUCAGCUACAUCAGCUACAUCAGCAAUAGCGGCAACGGCGGCCACAUCUACCUCGACAGCGAGCUCCCAGCUGGUGAUAGAGCAGACGCCGCUGGCCAGGAGCAACAUCAGCAACAAUAGCAGCAACAGCAGCAGCAGCAGCACGAAAGCAACACCAACGGCAACCAUUCAGACUGAAACAGCACAUAGCACGCAACACCCAAGCAGGCAUCGCAGCCACAGCAGGGAGGAUCGCCAGGAUAAUUCCGACAUAUUGCUGGCGGGCGAGAACGAAGUGAAGCCACAACAGCCGCGCAAGUUGCUGUGGACAGUGCAACCACCGCUUGCAACACGUGGCAGCACGCUGGCAACAUUGGUGGCAACACCAGCGCAGCAACUCACCAGCACGACAGCAACGGCGACCACGACACCGGAGCAACAUGUUGCACCAUCACUCUUCAGCGUGGACAAGAACAUCAACAGCAACCUGAACAACACGCUUACGGAGGCUUCGCCCACGGCAGCAUCAACAUCCAGCAUUACGGCGGCAACCACCAUGAAGAGACCCAUCCGGAAGUUCACCAAGAAGCUAAUGGCCACGCCCUACCACCAGCUGACCUAUGUGCGCAAUGCGGGCGGUGACAUCGACAUCGAUAACCUGGACAACAUCAGCGUGUAUCCCGUUCUCUACGAUGGCGACCUGGAGGGCAAUGGCGGCGGCAACAGCUCCGAUGGAGGCUUCAGCGGGUUCCUGCCCACCUCGACCACCUCACAUCUGACGGAACCGAUUCGCAUCGGCAUGAACAGGAUCAGGCCGAAUAAGACACUGCAUUGGUUCACUCACCAGAGAUUUGCGUAGUUGCGCAGGGAUUGGCGCUCUUUGACUAUUAGAUCUUUAAAAGGACUGCUCGAAUUUUUACUUUCACAGAUAAUACAUAGCCACUACUUUCCGAAGUGCAAAAUUUGAAUAAAUUAAUCGGCACAUAAUAAUCUCAAGUCAAAAUCAAAAUGCAUACAAUCAGUUUGACCAUCAGCUCUGUGAAAUAAAAUAUAAUAAUUUCCAAA
Messenger RNA from Drosophila santomea, 3162 nucleotides. RefSeq names its product homeobox protein 5. The transcript has 4 exons. NCBI's taxonomy places the organism in Eukaryota, Metazoa, Arthropoda, Insecta, Diptera, Drosophilidae. Gene Ontology annotation, molecular function: growth factor activity. The record is from RefSeq and is a predicted model, not a curated record. Bases 554 to 2956 code for a protein of 800 amino acids.